Molecule: messenger RNA, 1517 nt
Organism: Nicotiana tabacum (common tobacco)
Lineage: Eukaryota; Viridiplantae; Streptophyta; Magnoliopsida; Solanales; Solanaceae
Product: F-box protein PP2-A13-like
Molecular function (GO): protein binding
Source: RefSeq, a predicted model, not a curated record
UUGAGACAAGGUCCCAAAAUUUAACACCUAUAAAAAAGAACCAAUAUUUCUCUUCGUUUCUACAUUUUUUCUACUUCUCUUUUGCUUCUCAUGGGCGCUAACUCUUCUUCCAUAGACUCAAACUCUGCUAAUGGCUCAAACCAUCCGCCAUUGAAAACUAAGCUUGAAGAUAUACCAGAAGCUUGUGCUGCUCUUAUUCUCUCUUAUUUGGAUCCACCAGAAAUCUGCAAAUUAGCCCGUCUUAGUCGGGCCUUUUCGGCCGCUUCUUCUGCGGAUUUUAUUUGGGAUUCCAAAUUGCCCUCCAAUUAUCGGUAUAUUCUCGAGGAAUUGCUGGCCAUGAGUAUUGCAGGCAUGGGUAAAAAGGACAUUUUUGCAAAGCUUUCCCGGCCCAAUUCUUUUGAUUCUGGCACAAAGGAGGUAUGGAUUGAUCAGAAUAAUGGAGGGGUUUGUUUGGCAGUUUCAGCUAAAGGAAUGACGAUUACCGGAAUUGAUGAUCGGAGAUAUUGGAAUCAUAUUCCGACAGACGAAUCAAGAUUCGGAAUUGUCGCUUACCUUCAUCAAAUCUGGUGGGUUGAAGUUGAUGGAGAAUUAGAGUUCCAAUUUCCUGCAGGGACAUAUAGUGUAUUCUUUAGACUUCAGCUUGGCAAAUUUACCAAGAGGUUGGGACGUCGAGUCAUCACUAACACUGAACAAGUUCACGGCUGGGAUUUAAAGCCCGUGCAGUUCCAGUUAACAACGUCUGAUGGUGGAUGUGUCAUGUCCAAAUGUUAUCUAGACAAUGUAGGAACUUGGGUACAUCACCAUGUGGGAGAUUUUGUGGUUAAGGAUUCCGCGACCAUGACAAAGUUAAAAUUUUCUUUGAUGCAGAUUGAUUGUACACACACUAAAGGUGGUUUGUGCGUAGAUUCUGUGUUAAUAUGCCCGAUAAGUUUAGCAAAAGAGUUGAGAUCUUCCUGAUAGUUUCAUAACAACCACAUUAUUAUUUGCCCCCAAGACUUUGGUCUAGUGGUAAGAGCGCAACGCGUGAUGAGUGGGUUAGGUGCAUGUCACGGGUUCAAAAUCUGCCGCAGAUAAAAGUUUGGUAUUUAAGUGGAGAAAGGUAAAAGGACGGGUUCACCAUCCAUCGAAUUUUGAACCGUCCGCCAGUUAACGACGUCUGAUGGUCGAUGUGCCAUGUCGAAAUGUUAUCUAGACAAUGUAGGAACUUGGGUUCAUCACCAUGUGGGAGAUUUUGUUGUUAAGGAUUCCACGGUCAUGGCAAAGUUAAGAUUUUCUUUGAUGCAUAUUGAUUGUACACAUACUAAAGGUGGUUUGUGUGUAGAUUAUGUGUUAAUAUGUCCGAUUAGUUUAGCAAAAGAGUUGAGAUCUUCCUGAUGGUUUCAUAAGGAUGAUCUUUUGCGCCCAAGCCUUUGGUCUAGUGGUAAGAGUGAUGAGUGAGUUAGACACACGUCAACUGUUGAAAACCUGCCGUAGACAAAAUUUGAUAUUUAAGUGGAGAAUGAUAGGUCGAUUAUCCA